GUUUCCGUCAAUUAAGAUAAUUAAUCGACCAUUUACCAAAGGGUACAAAUUUAAAGAUGAGAUUAUAAUAAGGCAAAUCAGAGUCAACAUAGAAAAUGAAGAGAACUACACGAUGAGACGAUAAUUGGCGUCAGUGUCAUAAAAGGCGGGUUACCUUUCCCAAAUUAUAUUUCCUGAUCUCCAAGUCAUCACGAUGUCAGUGACAUGGAAGAUCCUGUUCCUACCGACACGAUUAUGGAGGACAACGAAGUCCGCUAAGAGAUAGUUGAGAGUGGCACGAAGAGCGGAGGAAAAAAACUCGUCAGCAGCGAAGGAUAUUCUUAUACUCUGAAGGCAGCUGGUCCUCGUACAACGAUAUGGAGGUGCAGCGUGCGAAGGAAAGACCUCUGGUGUCGAGCUGUUGUUUCUCAGCGGGGGAACGAGUUCGUGUGCGGGUCUGUUGAUCACAUCCACCCACCAGAGGCAGGUCUACUCAAGCGGACAGUUAUAGCUGCAAAGGUUAGUUUGCUACUACCUUGAAUAUAAUUGUAUUGAUUGAUUACUAAACCAAAAACUUUAUUUAGUUAUGUUGAUUUUUUAAUUUAUAUAUUAUUUACUUUAUUUUAUAUUUAUAAAUUAAUUAAAUAAUUAAUUAAUGAAUUUAUUUAUUUAUUUAUUCUAAAUUGCACGUCCGAGUGGAAGCCAUUUAACAACCAUACAGAGCAUCUGGGGACAUAUUAGAGGACGCCUUCUCGAUUACCAACGAAAAUGACUUUAACCUGCCCAAUCAACAGUAUCUUCAGAGAGCUGCGAAUUGCAUCCGACAAAAACUGAGGCCUGCAGAGCCCAAGGACUUAUGCAAUUAACCUUUGAGAUUGACCAACGGUUCCUUGGAUGUGAAGACUUCAUACAGGGUGACGUGCGGGUAGAGAACGAGCGCCACAUCCUCCUUGCAGCCCCCCUUCAGAAGGAGCUACUGAAGACGGCGAAGAAUUGGUACCUGGAUGGGACAUUCAAGAUCAUUCGUCGACUGUUCGAACAACUGUUCUCCAUCCAUGGUUUCAUACAGAAGGACGACUGUAUGAAGCAAGUCCCUCUUCUCCUCGUCCUGAUGUCGAGACGCCGAAAGAGGGAUUACGUAGCAGUGUUUCAGAAGAUACGCAGUCUUUUGCCUGACCUGGCGGUUGAGGGCUUCGUCAUGGACUUCGAACGAGCCACAUGGUCUGUAGUAGAGGAGGUGUUUCCGGAUGCUCGGGUGCAAGGUUGCUCUUUCCACUGGGGACAGGCAGUGAUGAGGAAGGUGGCAAAUCUUUGCCUCAAGACAACAUACGAGGAACGACAGGGGGUUCAUCGGCUGAUCCGGAAAUUGUUUGCCCUGUCAUUUCUUCCGGGGAACAUUUGACAACUUGAGGCAGCUCGCCACAACACAACUUUUGCGACAGCUGUUCCAGUACGUUGAGGAUACGUGGAUCAACAGUGACGUGUGGGGGAUCCGCCAGUGGUCCGUGUUCCGACUGGCGGUGAGAACGAACAACGACGUUGAAGGCUGGCACCGGCGGAUGAUUGGAAAGGCAGGGAAGGCCAAGCUCCAAUUUUACGUCCUUGUUCCCCUGCUGCUGAAGGAAGCCAGCCAGUUGAGCAUCAUCAUGCGGCUUGUGGAUGAGCAACAACUCACACGUUACCAGAGAGUGACCUCCCGACGAAUCCACGGGACCCUCCAUGAGCUCUGGGCCGAGUACGAAGAGAGGACCAUCACUACAUCCCUUUUUCUGCCACGAGUAGGACAGGUGGUCGCGCCAGCUGUUCCCAGACCGGACGAGUGACAGCUAGUGAAUCGCGUGAGAAAGUGAUAGUGAUAGCGUUAGUAUUAGUGUUAUAGUUCUGGACUGGACUGAUGAGAAGGACUGGACUGUAUAUAUUAUAUUAUUUAUGAAUCUGUUAUUAUGUUUUAUGUUUAGUUGUUUAUUCUUUACUGUCGUAGUUGUUUAGUGCUUGUUGUAGUUGUUUAGUG
Magallana angulata is the source of this 1990-nucleotide messenger RNA. RefSeq lists its product as uncharacterized. Bases 836 to 1381 code for a protein of 181 amino acids. The transcript has 7 exons. NCBI's taxonomy places the organism in Eukaryota, Metazoa, Mollusca, Bivalvia, Ostreida, Ostreidae. The record is from RefSeq and is a predicted model, not a curated record.